Dendroctonus ponderosae (mountain pine beetle) is the source of this 3360-nucleotide messenger RNA. Its product is annotated as growth arrest-specific protein 2. Gene Ontology annotation, biological process: actin crosslink formation. The transcript has 9 exons. Gene Ontology annotation, molecular function: cytoskeletal adaptor activity; actin filament binding; microtubule binding. Bases 808 to 2112 code for a protein of 434 amino acids. Gene Ontology annotation, cellular component: actin filament. NCBI's taxonomy places the organism in Eukaryota, Metazoa, Arthropoda, Insecta, Coleoptera, Curculionidae. The record is from RefSeq and is a predicted model, not a curated record.
AGUGUCAAGUUACUACCUAACUUGUAGUUAUCAUUUUAGCCACCAGGGGGCGUCUGGACUUUUAAACUCGCGAAUAGUUUUGACCGUCUAAACUCCAAAACUGUCACAUGAACAGCAAACUGUCAAUGACUGCUACUGACAGGUGAAAUCCCGAAACCAGCCGACCCAGAUAGGCAAACCCUCGCAUGUUUCCGAUGUUCAAAUUUCGGUUAAAAAUCGAAACUGUCCCCGAUCAUUUUAAUCCAGAGCCAAUAAAACCCGACUCUGGAUAAGCAAACGAGCUUGAAAAAUCAAUACCUCGAGCCGCAGCCUCCAGACACGAUCCCUCUACUUAAAAAGCGCAGACCCAUAAUUCAUUCAACAGGAAUCCGCCCUUAUCAAGCAUCCCUUUUCCCUGCGCUCCGCACGCUCGAUUGUCCUCACAGUUUCCCUCUCUGUUCUGGGGCCGCAUUCCCAUGGCACUUUCCUGCCACCCCCAUCGGCUGUCUCGCUUUAGCCCAUCAAAGUGAUAGCGAAAGCGCACAGCAGCUGAAGGCACAGCCUGCUUGAUGCACAAACAUCGCAGGAAACUGUCUGCAUGUCGUUCAUUGCCAGCCUGCUCGGCGCUUAUCUAGCAGGCGAUAGUUUGUGGAUUUUGUCGUAUUUCGUUGUUUGAAUUUUUUUCCUCGUUUCAAUCGCGAAUGAAAAACUGAUGGUGCGGAUGAUUUUUGUCCGAAAUUUAUUCACUUGAUAAUGACACUUUUAAACGCGGGCUUCAAGUGAUUGAGUGCAGGAGUGUUGAUUUGCGGGCGAAAUUAAAAAAAAAAGAUGGCGUUCGGACGCAACAACGUGUUCCGGAAUCGCAACUCAUGGGGUCCCGUUUCUUCAUGCGGCACCGUCGGCCUUCCGAGGCCAGAUCCAGAAGAAGAGCAUACGGAACGAAUGGCAACUGCUCAAAUGAGGCAGUUGGAUCCUCUGAAAGAAGACCUCGCCGAUUGGCUCAACAAAACCCUUGGAACGGAUUACAUCAAUCGGGACAAUUUUCUCACGGAACUGGACAAUGGCGUGGUCAUCUGCCAUUUGGCACAGCUCAUCUGCGAUACUGCCCGAAGGACUGCUAGUUCCGGUUUGGGGAAAAUGAAUAUACCGAACGUUCGAGGCAAGUGCUUCGAAAAGGCCAUGCGGCGCAGUUUUUUCUCCCGAGACAACGUGGCUAAUUUCCUCAAGUUUUGUCGCUCUUUGGGCGUGCACGAGAAUCUGCUGUUUGAAAGCGACGACUUAGUUCUGCACAAUCAGCCCCGUAGUGUCAUUCUGUGCCUCUUGGAAGUAGCUAGAAUAGCUACUAAAUACGGAAUCGAGCCGCCUGGGUUGGUGCAGCUGGAGAAGGAGAUCGCCGAGGAGGAGAGGCACCAAUCGGGCGACUCCGGGCUGAGCUCGUUGCUUUCGUGGCAAUUCCAAACCAGCCCUCCUCGCCUCGACGCCUCCGACCUGAAGAUGAGUCACAGCAGAUCCACUUCGGCCAUCUCCCAUUACGCGGACAGCUGGAGCACCGGCCCGCACGUUCUUCUCAUCAAGGCCGAUCUUCAAGCUUCAGGAGAUGGCGACACUCUGAACUCAAUGCCAACGAUAAAAACCAGCGGCGCCAGCGACGGGGUGCCCAGCGACAACACUGAGGACGACGAAUGGUCGGGAGGGAGCCCGGAAGACCCAGACUUGGACAUGGUGGACUCCGCGAGGAAACCAAGAGACAUAAAAGGUGGCGGCGACGCCCCAAGCCAGGGCAUGACAACGGAAUUGGACCGCAAGGUGCAGCUGGCCGCCCGUCUGAUGCAGCGCAACUGCAACUGCGCCAGCGGCAAAUGCGACAAGCUGCGGGUGCGCAAAGUGGGCGAGGGCAAGUACAACAUUGCCGGCAAAAACGUCUUCAUCAGGCUGCUCAAAGGCAGGCACAUGAUGGUCCGAGUGGGGGGCGGCUGGGACACGCUGGAUCACUUUCUGCUGCGCCACGACCCCUGCCAGGUGAAAGUGGUCAGUCGGGACAGUCCCGACCGGGACGCGUCCAAAUAUCUGCACAUCCGAGCCAAGUACAGGAGCCCUCCACCACGGGAGGCUCGCGAAUCAGUCACUCGCUGAUCCGCACGCACGCUCUUGCCAAAGUUCACACUUCACGUUUUCACCCCGACUGGACUUUUUGGUGAAAACUGCAUUGGAACAUUCACAUUUGCUUCUAGUAGUUCGGCAUUAUGCACUUGAAUGCACUGCGGCUUUAAUCCAAACGAGCUGGUCGAGUGCACUAAUGCUUAAUCUAAUCCGAGGACCGGUCCUGAAUUAGUGAAAAAACUCACAUACUAAGAAAUUGGGGACGUGCAAGCGAUCUACGGGUCAGGCAUUAUACCGAGCGGCCAAAAAACGGUUUUGGCCUGGUGGUACAAAUAAGCAAGUUCAAAUGCCUACACUACACUGUGCUAAGCCUGUUAAAUAUGGUACUGGGUGGCCGAUAUAUGUUAAGGCCUAGCGAGUUGAGAGUGAGUUGGCGCCCGAAAUGGUUGCGAAAUACUUUGAGAUUUCUAACUCGGUUACUGAGGGACGUAACUGGCAAACUUUAGUGCACACACUCUUUCGGGUCAAUGUGGUGGAAAUUAUUCAAGUUCCUGUUUGCCUAAGAAUAAGGGUUAAUGGUUAAUAAAAAGGCUGCAUUUACCCGAAGUAAACAGAAAACAAGUUACUGGCAAUUCUUUGAAUCAACACAUUGUUUUAGUGAAAGCUCGAAAUUUGCCAAUUUCUUAUUCGGCUUAAAAUACUGAAAGGUUCGAAACAACCGUUACGUUUCGAAAACACAGCCAUCUUCAACUUAAAUGUUACAUUCACAACUUGCCGGGCUACGACACACAUCUUACUCUUGCAAUUCUUUUUCUAAGCUGCUCAGCUGCCAAAUGGACCUUUUUUUUAUAUAAACAAUGUACAUAUAUAUAUAUAUAUAUAUAUUUGAUAUAAACAAGUCCUGGAGGAAACGGCCCCGGAUUAAUUGUUAUAACAAUUUAUACGAACAAUCAAACAUUUUCCAGCCAUUUUCUUCAUCAACUUUACUAUUAAGUAUUUUAUCGUCGAUUCGCUAGGCUUUAGCGCUGCUGACUGUAUACUCGGUAUAUCGGUGAAAAAUUCAUGAACUGUUCAGAACCAACCUUUCGAAACCAUAUAGUGCAAAUUUCUAGUAAUAAUAGCAACUACAACUAGUACUAAGAGAGUUAUAUUGUUUUCCACAAGCGUGUCCAUCAGCAAUUUGAUUCGUCAAUAAUGCUAACACGAUCGUCACGGACUAAUUUAGAUGUUUAAUGAACUUUUGUACAUAUUUUUCUACAAUUAAACAGCUAAACAAGCGCA